AUGCGCGCUGCGGAGAGGAAAAUGACCCAAGGGAGGACGGGAGAGGCGGCGAUGGGUACGGGAGGGCGACGCGCGGGCGGCAGGAAUGAUGCUGUGCUGGAGUGGCUUCAGGUCGCCACCCACGCCCCGGCGGCGGCGGGGGCCCACCAAGCCGGCGAAGAAGACUCCAGCGAUGAGCCGCGCGGAUCGCAGUCCACCAGCGGCCCCGUGCCGCCCCUUGCCCCAGAUUCCCCAGACUGGCCCCCCGGCUGCGUGGAGCUCGUCGUGACCGUCUUCUCCCCGGAUGGCGACGCCAGAGGGCGGGGGCCCAAGGCGGACGCAGCGCUGAUGGCCGAUGUGCUGGAUUGCCUGCCACCCAGCGUGGCCUUGCUGCACAGGGGGGAAGAGGAGCAAUUUGGGGAUCGGGGCGAGAUAAUGGCGCCGGCGCCAGAAGUUCGGCUGGUUUUCCCGCCGUGCGUGCCGUGCGGCGAGGAGAUGAACGUGGAGAUCCACCUGGGGCCGUGCGGGUGCGAUCGCCAGCGGGGCGUCAAGGUGGUGGGCGCGAUCGGCGGGGAGGUGUUCCUGGAUGAGUCGGCCCAGGGGGCGGGCUCCGUGCUGAGGGUGAGGAUACCAGAAUUGCAGCCUGGCAUCGUCAACUUUAUGCUCACUGGCAAAGGAGAGGGCCACAUCGCAGAGUGCAAAGUCGCCCCUCUGGGCGUGCUGCCAAAGGCCACUGCAGACGAUGGCAUUAAGCUGUAUUGCAAGUUAAUACGCGCCAUGUGCAGACCUGGAGCCACACUGAAACAGGACCAAAGAAGUUCGACAGAUCAUCCUUCAAGGGUGGUCUUUGCUGAGGAGAGUGUGGAGGAACAGGUGUGGGACAAUUUCUCUACCUUCCUUCUGGAGCUCGAGGCGAUGCUGGAGGCCUUAGAUAGGUACAGGGUUGGUGAGCUUGAGUCGCUGCAUGGUUCUGCCUGGGAGCAAGUCCUGCAGAACCUCAUCUGCCACAUGGUAGAGUUCGAUGCAUGGGAAAUGAUUUGCUUCCUGCUGGGGAGGUGUGUGGAUGCCAAUGUGGCUGUGGACCUUGGCGGUUUCAUUCCUUCCCUGGAGGACUUGGUGUCUGGUGUUGGGCUGAAAGCGCAAGUUCUUGGCACUGGUGUCCAGCCUGCCAGAUCUGCAUCGCCGGACCUCUGUGUGACUGAUGAGGCAAUGGAGGGUAGCACAACAGCUGCUGAUUCUUUUAGUCUGUCACCUGCCGGGUCUGAGCAACGAGGCAGCAAAGGCCUGGAAGACGUUGCCGCUGUCAACCACAUUUGCGAUGGGGCGCUGAAGCCGGAAUUCUCUUGUGGGGAAACCUCUGAGGGUGGGAAUGGGAAACGAGAUGUUGAGGACGAACGAGGUGGAGGCAGUUUUGAUGAGCCUGCACAUGGGUGUCUGUUGGAGAUGGAUAUGAACGAUGGUAACAUGACUGAAGCAAGUGGUAUUGGGCAAGCAAACGAGUUGGAUGGCAUGGAACCUUCAGACAGUGGGCCCCUAGCUUUUGAUAACCCAUCCUCUGUGGCCCCCGUCGCCACUGUUGGAUUGGUUGAAGAGCACAGGCUUGACCCACAGACCCAACGUGAUGUAGGGAAAAGCUUGUGGCCAAAAAGUACAGGCGCUUGGGCAGGCCAGAUUUGCGAGAGGGGCUUGACCCAGGACCAAAAAUCCAAGCAAGCUCAGUCUUUGAUCAAGCGUUUCCAGCAACUGGCACCGAGCAGCGCCCCGAGGAAAGCAAAACGCGAUGCCAGUCCCAAGGAGAAGCUGCAACUGCAGUUUGUCUUCAGUAAGCCAGGUCGUGCACAGGCCCUGGAUCUCAGCAGCCAUGAUGACGACCAGACACUGUCUGGCAGCAGCCUCAUAAGUAGCACUGUCCCCAGCUCGCUGGCUCUCACAGACAACACUGGCAGCAGCGGAGAGGUCCCAACACCACGUGAGGGGUCACCGGGCGUCCUGCACAGCAUGUCCAGCAUCGUGCGCAAGGUUUUGGGACUGAAAGCCUCCAGGCAGGCCGGCGGUGCUGUGGAAGAGCCACAGGACUGCAUUCCAACAGCAGAACCUAUCCAGGGGUCUGACGCCCACUUGGAACCUGUUGUCCCCAAGGCUGACUCUGGCUACUUUUCCUGA
Messenger RNA from Ostreobium quekettii, 2142 nucleotides. Lineage: Eukaryota; Viridiplantae; Chlorophyta; Ulvophyceae; Bryopsidales; Ostreobiaceae. The record is from the annotation of a GenBank genome assembly.